Messenger RNA from Thalassophryne amazonica, 2301 nucleotides. Its product is annotated as tudor domain-containing protein 7B-like. The record is from RefSeq and is a predicted model, not a curated record. Lineage: Eukaryota; Metazoa; Chordata; Actinopteri; Batrachoidiformes; Batrachoididae. The coding region runs from base 1 to 2301 and encodes 766 amino acids. Gene Ontology annotation, biological process: spermatogenesis. The transcript is spliced from 12 exons.
AUGCUGGAUAGUGAAUCCAUCAAAAAAAUACUGAGGUCUGUUCUCCAGUCCAGCAAGUCUGGUGUACCGAUCCACAGAGUCCAGGUAGAAUAUCGAUCGCUUUGUGGAGAGACUAUUCCACUGAGAAUGUUGGGCUUCUCAAAUCUGGAGGAUUAUCUGAGGAGUAUCCCUUCUGUUGUCCGUAUGGAAUACCUCAAGGGUGAGUUGACUUGUUUUGCCCAAGUGUGUAAAGAGACGGCCCACAUUGCUGAACUGGUGGCCAAGCAGAAGAAUUCCAAGAAAAGCGGUCGCCUCCGUCUUGUCAGCUGCAAAAUGAGACCCAUGCCUUCCAGCCCCAACAUGCCCCGUGUGAAGCAAAGUUUGCAUCUCUGUCAGCCCCCAGCUUAUGGUGCCACAAAAGGGUCAGCAAGCCGUCAGUGGUCCAACGGUAGCAAUAAAGGUGUGAGUGCUGCUGGAGACUACAGGGUGGAGAACAGUUGGGCAAACCACAAGACACUUUCAGGGAAGGCCCCUAAGCAAACCUCCAGACCUAUCCCUUCAGAGCGUAAUCCAUAUGAUGUGGACUUGGUUCAGAGCAGAUUAAUUCAGAUCCUGAAGAAGUACUGCAGUGGACUGUGGAUGUCCAAACUCCCAGAGGUCUACAGUAAAAUGUUCGGGCAGGAGCUUCACCGUCAGGCACUUGUAGAGCUCAAAGAGUGGACAAACAUCUGUUCGGUUGAGCAGGUUUGUGGAAUUAACAAAGAGGAUUGGCUGGUCUAUCCCUUUCUCCCUCCCAAGCCUUCUGCUGUCUCAACUGGCACCAUGAGCAUUCUUUGCAAAUCACAACCUACAUCAACCACGACCAUCACACCCAUACUGCCUUCAGUUCAUCUACCUCCUCAGCAACCUGACAACAACCUCACCUCUUCUAUUGGACCUACAGCUGAAGUUCCUUCGAAAAGCAUCUUGGCCAAGCUUACCUUUGAUUUUCCUCCACGGCAUGUUGAAGAUUCUUUAAGUAAGCCAUUGUCUUCAAUCAGCUUACACAGCUCUGCUGCCCAACCUGCUGCUCUCUCAGUGUCCUCUUGUGAGACUCUGGGUCUGAGGUCUAACCAGAAGUACGUCACUUCUACCGAAGUAUUGCCAAAUUCUUGCCUUCCCCCAAGUAGCUCAGAAAUUUUGAAGCACCAGCCUUUGGUAAGGUCCAUGUUCUUUAAUGUAGAGUCUACCCCUGCGUCCCAUUCAAAGUCUUCUCUUGCCAUGUCAGAUGAAGUUUGCCAGAGACUGAAGGAGCUCCUGCUCAAGUACAGUCAGGGUGUGUGGGCCCAUGCUUUGCCCAAACUCUUCAUGGACACAUUCAAGUUGCCAUUUCCUGAACAUGUUUUGAAUGACUUGUCCUUGUUCCUGGAUAUAUGCUCGAUUGACUAUCCUAUUCUACAUGACAAGAGCAAGGCCAUCCUGUAUCUCUCAGUAGAUGAAGAAGCCACAAAAGACCGCGACACACAGCAUGACAGAAAGAACCCUUAUCCAUCUGGUCUUGAGGUUCUUGGCCCUGUGGUUCCUCCUGCUCUGGUCCCUCCCUUGGUGCAGUACCCCUCUGUGCUCAUCACUGAUGCCAAGAGCACCACUGCUGUUACUGUAAGAUAUGUUGGUGAAGAAUAUUCUGAUGCCCAGGAGGCCAUGGAGGACACCAUGGACUCAUUCUAUAGCCAACAUUUUGCUCAGUAUUGUUUGAUGAACCCUGUUAUUGGUCAACUGGUAGCAGCCAGACUGGAGGAAGGAGAUGAAUUUGCCAGGGCUCAGGUCAUCGAGGUCAUGGCUCCGGACAAAGUCAAGGUGUACUAUGUGGACUACGGCUUUCCUGUAGAGACCAGUAAAACCAAUGUGUUGAAGCUGCACCAGGACUUCCUCUCUCUGCCCUUCCAGGCUACGAAUGUCAGGCUUGCAGGUCUGGAGACAUACAGCUUCCAUCCUUUGGUGCUGUCCUCUCUGGACAGUUUGGCCGUUGGAAAGAUCCUGCUGAUGGAGACAGUGGAGACUGGUCAACAAAAUGACAUCCCUCCGGUCAUGCUGUACGACACCUCACAGGAUGAUGACAUCAACAUCAAUUCAUUCUGCAUCAAGGCUCUGCAGGAAGAGAUGAUGAACAACCCUGAAUAUGCUGGGGUGGAUGAAGCCCUGGGCGACGAUGUGGAUGCUGAUGCCAUGGGCGACGAUGUGGAUGCCGAUGCCAUGGACCAUUGUGUAGUGAAUGAUGACGCCAUGGACGGCAGUGCCAUGAGUGAUGAUGCCACAAUUAGUCAUGGGUCAGAUGAGAAGUGA